Linum trigynum is the source of this 6189-nucleotide messenger RNA. Lineage: Eukaryota; Viridiplantae; Streptophyta; Magnoliopsida; Malpighiales; Linaceae. The record is from the annotation of a GenBank genome assembly.
AUUUAAUUUUUUCUUGUUUACAAGAGUGGUCUUCAAACUUUUGAACUGACUGGAAAAUCACUCUGCCUAUUAUCGCUAUAUGCAGAGAAGUUAUUAGCCGAGUUUAUACCAUCAGAUACACCAAUUGAGAUGAACGACAUGGAAAACUAGGGCAAUCGGGGACAUGACCAUUUGACGGUUCAUAGUAUGGCAUCGAUAAUUACUGCAACAAAUAACCUCUCUUUGCGGAAUAAACUUGGACAAGGAGGUUUUGGGCUUGUAUACAAGGUAAGUUCUUCCAUCGAUGCUAUUUAUACGUACUUCUCAUAGACUUUGGUUUACAAAUUCAAGCUAAUAUCAUUGUUAUUUUAGGGAAAGUUGUCGAAAUGACUAGAAGUAGCUGUGAAGAGGUUAUAAAAAACAUCGGGUCAAGGGAUGGUUCAGUUCAUAAAUGAGCUCAUAUUGAUAGCUAAUUUACAACAUAGAUACCUGGUCAGACUUCUGGGUUGUUGCAUCCAUGGAGAAGAGAAGAUGUUGGUGUACGAAUAUAUAACAAAAGCUUGGAUUCUUUUAUCUUUGGUAAAUUUGACAAUAUCAUGAUGUGUAGCAUAGUUAAAGUUGUGUGUUUCAUUCUUGAUUUCGUGAAUGUUCUAUGUGACAAUAUGUGGGUCUUUUAUUUUUUCGUUCAUGACACAGAUGAAUCGAAGAAGUUGUUUUUAGAUUGGAAUAAGCGUUUCAACAUUAUUGAAGAAAUAGCUCAAGGAUUGUUGUACCUUCAGGAGUACUCUAGGGUGAGGAACAUAGGGAUCUAAAAGUUAGUAACAUACUAUUGGAUGAGAAUUUGAGCCCUAAGAUCUCGGACUUUGGAAUGGCACGCAUUUUCAGCACAAAUGAAUUGGAAGCUAGCACAAACAAGCUUGUCGGAACAUAGUAAGUGGUCCGCAAAGUUCCCCCACUCGUCAUACUAUCAUUACUCUAGUUGUGGUCAAGUUCUUGAUAUAAGUUUAAAGGAUAGCUUACGUAAUAGGAUUAAUUAAACCUUUAGCAACUAAUUUUGUGGUGUAGUGGUUAUAUGUCUCCGAAGUAUGCUAUGAAUGGCACAUUCUCCACCAAAUCAGACGUAUUCAGUUUCAGAGUUAUGGUUCUAGAAAUAGUGAGCGGCAUGAAGAAUUAUGGCAUUAUUCAGCUCGACCCCCCUAUCAACCUUGUUGGAUAUGUGAGUUUCUCUCUUUGUUUUCUCUGUUGCCUUAUUAAGUAAAAUACAAUUGAACUUGAGGAAAAACAUUAUGGAAUGUUUCUUGUAUCAACUGGCGUUCCAUAUUUCAAAUGCUCCUUGCAUGCAUGGAAGCUAUAGCAAGAAGGCGCCACAUUACAAUUGAUGGAUCCAACAUUGACGGAAUCCAAUUCUAUUAAGGACCAAAUGAUAAGGUGCAUCAAUAUCGGGUUACUCUGCAUAGAAUCAUAUGCCCAUGAUAGACCAACGAUGCCAGGUGUAAUAACAAUGCUAACAAGUGAAGGCAUACAAUUACCCCCACCAAAACAACCAGCAGUCACAGUAACUAGACCGAGAAGCGUUAGCACAGAGAGUAGAUCAAGCACCAUCAACCCGUUCAAUCAAUGAAGUCACCAUGACAACGGUAAGUGGUCGGUAAUAUGAAUUUUAAUAUAUGUUCUCUAUUUCCAUAGAAAUGCUCCAACAUUCCACUUCAUGUAAAAGGUUAAAGUUACCGUUGCGUCAGUCCGAGGUGGAAUUUACAAACAUAUAUGAUCCAUAUAUAUUUUUUUAGUGUUAGGGGCCAUUCGCUUCAUGUAUUUGAAAACCAAAUCUCAGUCAUUUUGAAUUUAUCACAUCUAUUGUUUUUUUUAAGAGAGGGAGCUAAAUCCGCGUGGCUCACAUAUUUGAAAACUCCACCUUGUAGUUGUAGAGUGGAAUUUAUUGGCUACUCAUGUUAUGGACUUAUGGUGUCAAAAUACAACACCUUCUUCCCCUUAAUAGCCGCUUAUUAUCACUCCUUAAACUUAGUUAUUAUCACUUGCAUAAUUGCAUGAUUAUUAUAGUUUUUGUUAUCGUAUCUAAUAUUUUUAAUAAAAUGUGGCCAAAUGUUCUAUUAUGUUCUGGAUUUGCAGCUAUGCAUGUUUCCCUUCACUAGAUUUCAAUCAGUUCCCUUGUGCUGGUACCUGUACGGCAGCUAGUCGUCAUCAUCCGUGUUCGCCGACCUUGUUGUUCAGUUGUUUCCUCUUUCUCUCUCGAUUGAUCUCUGGAGCUUAAGGCUGCACUCAGCCUCUGCUGCAACUGCUUUGUCCUUGCUACUGGUCGAGAGAACGAAUUGGGCUGAAGAGACAACAAAUCGAGCCAAAGAGAUGCUUAAAUGGUCUGCAAAAUGUAAAAAAAAAAAAUAUAUCAUUUAGUAAGUUGCCCCCUACACUUCAUAGUUCCUUUACCUUUUGUCUAGUGGGAUGAACCUUGAUUAAAUGUUACAUCAAACGAUGCAGUGGAUAACUGGAUAUAUGUCCCCAGAGUACACCAUGGACAAUACUUUCUUCACCAAAUCCGAUGUCUUUAGUUUCGGGGUUAUGCUAUUGGAAAUUAUUGGCAGCAUGAGAAACCAUGGCCUCAUUCAAUUGGAUCCCCUAUCAACCUCGUGGGAUAUGUAAGUUACUUGCUUUUGAUUUUCCUUUUGUGUUGAAAUUUUUAGGUGAUUGAAGUCAAUAAUUGUGAGAUGCACUUACAGGCAUGGAAGCUAUGGAAAGAAGGCACCCCAUUGCAAUUGAUGGAUCCGACAUUGGGUGAUUCACUUACCUAUAAGGACCAGAUACUUCGAUGCAUUAAUGUCGGUAUGCUUUGCAUAGAAUAUAAUGCAUACGAUCGACCAGAUAUAACAGAGGUAAUAUCAAUGCUAACAAAUGAAGUAGCACUAUUGCCCAGUCCAAAACAACCGGCUUUCACAAUGUCGAGACCGAGAAAAUUACGCUCAAACUCCCCCGACCAGAAUAUCUAUUCAACAAAUGAAGUCACCAUAACUACGAUGAGUGCUCGAUAGAAAUGAACGAUGAGAAAAUCGAUCAUAUUUCUCCUUUAAGUGUAUUCUUUGUAAUUACUUGUUCAAUCUAGCUCUUCAGAUAUCUUCUCACAAGUCUUAUGACAUUUUUUUAUCAUUUAGUUUUAAAAAUUCCUCCCUGCUACUCUAAUUACGACAAAAAGGAUCUAACAAAACAAACACAGUCAUGUCCAUCGUCAUAACCGAUAGAUGAUUAAUGAUUUAAUGUUGAUUAGUCAAUUAUUAGGCUUUUAUUUGAAGCAAUCGGCUGCCAUGUUAUUGUCCUGCAGAUCGUCGUUGACCAUCUGAAAGCAAAACCCUUCAUUUCCUUUCUAAUUAAAGCUCUGGCCUCUGAGAUCUCACUGCAAUGUCGGCAGCCCAAAUCAGAAGCAGAGCAACCCGCAAAAGAACCCUUUCCAUUUUCAUCCCAACAGUUCUGCUGCUAUUUUCAAUUCCUUCUUCUUCUCUAGCUGCCAACACUCUCACCCAAGGCGGUACAGCUGUCAACUCCUCCGCCACCUUGGUCUCACCAAACGGCCUCUUCACGUUGGGCUUCCGGCGGUCCGCCGUUGGAAGCUACCUAGGGAUCUGGUACAUCAAUGCAACCAGCGGCUUCUUCUGGAUUGCAAACCGAGACUACCCGAUCCGCGACGGCUCGGGAUCGCUCUCCCUUGACCAAAACGGGACGUUGAAGCUCACCUACUCCGGCGCCGCCGCCGCAGUCAAUCUCUACUCUGACAGCCGACGGAGGAGACUAAUCGCCACGCUCGAUGACACGGGCAAUUUCGUGGUAAGCGAUGUCGAUUCAGGGGAUUUGCUAUGGCAGAGCUUCGACUCCCCAACGAAUGCGUGGUUUCCCGGGAUGAAAUUAGGCCUCGUCGGCGGGGAGAACAGGAAGGUGACGUCAUGGCUGACCGAGUCCAUCCCGGCGGCGGGGGCUUUUACUCUGGAGUGGGACCCGACAGCCGGGAAGGAAGAAUUGGUGAUGAAGCACAGAGGCGUGACGUUCUGGACCAGCGGCAAGCAAUUGACCCCCAACCGAUUCGCGAAUCUAGACCUCAGGUUGCAGAGGGUGAAUUACAACGUGUCCCGUGUCGUCGCCGGCCCCAACUCCGAUUACCUGACGUUCAGGGCUUCCACCAACGACUACAGCUCCGCCAACCAAUUGAGCUUCACGGUAGUGCGAUUGAGGUACGACGGCGUGGUUGAGGAUGUAAGUACGAGGAUUGUGAUUCUGCAGAGUGAGGAUUGCCACGGAAAUGAGACGGAGAAUGGGUGCCGGAGAUGGGACGGCCCGGACUGCCGCCGGAGCGGCGAUGGUUUCCAGAUUCUGUGGGGCACGUUUAGUUUGGGUCAAUGGGUGGAUGAGAAUAGUAGCAUGAGCAUCAGCGAUUGCAAGGAACAAUGCUGGAGAAACUGUGAGUGUGGCGGGAUUAGCUUGGAUGGGGUUAACCGUAAUGGCACUGGAUGUCGGUAUUUCAGGACCGGCGGAUUCGUACAGUUGCCGAAUCAGGAAGGAGAAGACCGGUAUCAUGUUAUUGUGGCCGGAGAACGUCAAGCCGAUACUUCGAAUGCAUCACGGAUUAAGUGGAUAGCGGUUUCUGUGACUGCGGCCGUGACGGUGCUGAUCUUCGCACUCUGCAUUUUAUGGUUCCAGAGAAGGCGCAAGCUUAGAGAGAGGCUUUUAGCAGAGUUGAUGGCCACUAAUGCACCAAGUGAUGGAGAUGAGAUGGGUGAUAAUGGUGAUCAGAGCCACAAUUUGAAAAUCUAUAGUGCAGCGUCGAUCAUGAUUGCUACAGAUAGCUUUUCCCCGCAAAACAAGCUUGGAGAGGGAGGUUUUGGACCUGUAUACAAGGGGAAAUUGUCGGAAGGACGAGAAGUAGCUGUGAAGAGAUUGUCGAAACGGUCUGACCAAGGGCUAGUUGAGUUUAGAAAUGAGCUCGUACUCAUAGCUAAGUUACAACACAGGAACCUUGUCAAGCUUCUAGGUUGUUGCAUCCAUGGAGAAGAAAAGAUGUUGGUGUAUGAAUAUAUGCCUAACAAGAGUUUGGAUUCGUUUAUCUUUGACGAAACAAAGAGAGUACAAUUAGAUUGGAACAAGCGUUUCAACAUCAUUGAAGGAAUUGCUCAAGGCUUGUUGUACCUUCAUAAGUAUUCGAGAGUGACAAUCAUACACAGAGAUUUGAAAGUUAGUAAUAUAUUACUCGAUGAAAAUCUUAACCCAAAGAUCUCGGAUUUCGGGAUGGCACGUAUUUUCAAAACAAAUACUUUGGAAGCCAACACGGCCAAGCCCGUCGGAACAUAUGGGUAUAUGUCUCCGGAAUAUGCCAUCAAAGGCACUUUCUCCACCAAAUCUGAUGUCUUCAGUUUUGGAGUCAUGCUGCUAGAAAUUGUGAGUGGCAAAAAGAAUUACAACCUCAUUCCAUUGGAUCCCCCGAUCGACCUCGUGGAAUAUGCAUGGAAGUUGUGGAAAGAAGGUUCUCCAUUAGAGUUGAUGGAUCCAACCAUGGAGGGUUCCGAUAAUUAUAAAGACCAGAUACUUAGAUGUAUCAAUGUAGGACUGCUCUGUAUAGAAUACAACACAUACGAUAGGCCAGAAAUGUCAGAGGUGAUAUCGAUGUUAACUAGUAAUGUCGUACAAUUGCCCAUGCCAGAACAACCAGGAUUUAUCAUGACCAGACCAAGAAACCACGAGGGAAGCUCAAGCACUAGUGCCUCGAAAUUUUGUUCGAGUAAUGAAGUCACCAUAACAAUGAUGGUUGCUCGAUAGUUUGAAAUACUGCAUGAUGGAUUUAUUCAAACUCAUAGAUUGACCUUUUUUUGUAAGUGUGUAAAAAUGAUAAAUUAUAUAUUUCUAUUUCUGGCAACAACUUAAAUUAUUUACAAUCAAGGUUCAAAAAGCCGCUAGACGCAAAAUAAGUGUUAGGGUCUUGCUAAGCGCCUAGUCGUUGACUAAUCAUGCUUAGACAUUAGAAGCAAAAAAUAACAUUUUUAUACUAAAUGAUGAAUGAAAGAGUUGUUUUACAACACUUUUACUUCACUUCAAAUGAUUAAAAAAUAACUUAACACUUAACAAUAUGAAAAAUAGAUCGUAAGUUCACAAAAUACAGUGACGGAGGCAACAUUUGAAACUAUCUUUGUCCUCUUUUCAUAAUAAAUAUAUAAAGAUUUA